Messenger RNA from Lycium ferocissimum, 1148 nucleotides. RefSeq names its product auxin-responsive protein IAA4-like. The transcript is spliced from 4 exons. Gene Ontology annotation, cellular component: nucleus. The coding region runs from base 138 to 692 and encodes 184 amino acids. Gene Ontology annotation, biological process: regulation of DNA-templated transcription. The record is from RefSeq and is a predicted model, not a curated record. Lineage: Eukaryota; Viridiplantae; Streptophyta; Magnoliopsida; Solanales; Solanaceae. Gene Ontology annotation, molecular function: protein binding.
UUCCCUUUAUAUAACAGCAAGUCAGCAACCCACCACUAAGCAUUAUCUCAAAGCAAUCUUGAAGAAGAAAAACAACAAUCUUGGAAAAGGAAGAAAAAUUUGCAAAGGUCUAAUUUUCAAGAAUCAUUUUGUGAAAGAUGGACUGUGUUUUGGCUCAUGAAAAAGAUCUGAAUCUCAAGGCAACUGAGCUUAGAUUGGGUUUACCAGGGUCAGAAAUGGAAAUUGUGUCAAAAUCUAAGAAUAACAAGAGGGCUUUACCUGAGGAUGAAGAUUGUGAAUCAAACUCAAUUUCAGCCAAAACCCCACCUGUUGCCAAGGCACAAAUUGUGGGGUGGCCACCAGUGAGAUCUAACAGGAAAAAUAACUUCCCACAAAAGAAGACAGAAACUGAAUCUGGGAUGUAUGUAAAAGUUAGCAUGGAUGGAGCACCUUAUCUUAGAAAAAUUGAUUUGAAAAUGUAUCAGGGUUAUAAAGAACUCCUUCAGGCAUUGGAGAAGAUGUUCAAGCUAACCAUAGGUGAAUAUUCAGAAAGAGAAGGUUAUAAAGGGUCUGAAUUUGCACCUGCUUAUGAAGAUAAAGAUGGUGACUUGAUGCUUGUUGGAGAUGUUCCUUUUGAAAUGUUCUUAUCAUCAUGUAAGAGGCUAAGGAUAAUGAAAGGAUCAGAAGCAAGAGGCUUAGGAUGUGGAGUUUGAGAAGAACAAUCCAUGUUUGGAGCUUUUUUUUUUUUUAUGACAGGGCUAGAAGACGAUGAAUUCUCUCUUUAGCGGGAAAUUAAAGGGAGUUUUUUUCAGCUUGGGUUCUCGAGUUACAAGAACCUGGAAAUUGAAUAUUUUGAAAUCCACUUGUUGUAAUCAAACAGUUUUCAUUUCUCUGGAUUUCCAACUGGGAAGUGCAAACAGACUAAAGAAAAGACUUGCCAUUUGCAGUUUUGUUUCUAAGAGUAAAAUGAUACUCUUCUAUAUGUUGCAGGAUUAAACCAUGGUGGUUUUUAUAGAUCCUGCAGUGUUAUUUUCCUCUAACCUUUUUUUUUGGAUUAUAGCAGAAAACAUAGUAGUACAAAUGAACAAUGUAUUUGCUCUGGAAGCAAUUGUACAGACAUAGUAUUUCUGCUUCUCAAAUAAAAUCUUGGAUCUGAGUUGUUUCCUUGA